Molecule: messenger RNA, 1843 nt
Organism: Leucoraja erinaceus (little skate)
Lineage: Eukaryota; Metazoa; Chordata; Chondrichthyes; Rajiformes; Rajidae
Gene: prpsap2
Product: phosphoribosyl pyrophosphate synthetase-associated protein 2
Exons: 11
Coding region: 119-1192 (357 amino acids)
Biological process (GO): purine nucleotide biosynthetic process; 5-phosphoribose 1-diphosphate biosynthetic process
Cellular component (GO): ribose phosphate diphosphokinase complex; cytoplasm
Molecular function (GO): ribose phosphate diphosphokinase activity; magnesium ion binding
Source: RefSeq, a predicted model, not a curated record
ACGGUGUUGUGAGCGGGCAGCGCGCAGGCGCGGUUGUUAGCGGGGAGAUAGCGGCAGCGUGAGGGAUUCAUUCCACUCUUGGGUGCUGGGGUCUGCAAGGUUUCUCGCCCCUUCAGCCAUGAGUGUAACUAAAGGUGGCCUGGCGCUGUUUAGUGCCAACUCGAAUACAGCCUACGCAGAACUGGCCAGGAAGAUUUCAGAGCGGCUUGGCGUAGAACCGGGUAAAGUUCAAGUCUACCAAGAAGCUAACAGAGAAACAAGAGUACAGAUUCAAGAAUCUGUCAGAGGAAAAGAUGUGUUUAUUAUUCAGGCUGUUUCAAAGGAUGUCAACACCACCAUUAUGGAACUUCUUAUUAUGAUCUAUGCCUCUAAGACGUCAUGUGCCAAGAACAUCAUUGGUGUAAUCCCUUACUUUCCAUACAGCAAGCAAUGCAAGAUGAGGAAACGAGGUUCGAUUGUGUCCAAACUUCUGGCAUCAAUGAUGUGUAAAGCUGGCUUGACCCACCUGAUUACAAUGGAUUUGCAUCAGAAAGAAAUCCAGGGAUUUUUCAAUAUUCCAGUUGAUAAUCUACGAGCGUCCCCAUUCCUGUUACAAUACAUUCAGGAAGAGAUCCCUGACUACAGGAAUGCAGUGAUAGUUGCAAAGUCACCCGCAUCUGCCAAAAGAGCGCAAUCUUUUGCUGAACGGUUGCGUCUAGGAAUCGCAGUGAUUCAUGGUGAAGUGCAAGAUGCAGAGUCGGAUUUGGUAGAUGGUCGGCAUUCACCGCCCACGGUGAAAAAUGCAGCAGCCAUACAUCCGAGUCUGGAAAUUCCAAUGGCGAUUCCAAAGGAAAAACCUCCAAUCACGGUUGUUGGAGAAGUUGGAGGAAGGAUAGCUAUUAUUGUGGAUGACAUAAUUGACGACGUUGAUAGCUUUGUAGCAGCUGCAGAUACAUUGAAGGAGAGGGGUGCUUACAAAAUUUACGUAAUGGCAACCCAUGGGCUUUUGUCUUCAGAUGCACCCAGAUUAAUAGAGGAAUCAUCAAUUGAUGAGGUGGUAGUAACCAACACCAUCCCACACGAAUUACAGAAACUCCAAUGCCAUAAAAUAAAGACCGUUGACAUCAGCAUGAUCUUGUCCGAGGCUAUUCGAAGAAUCCACAAUGGUGAAUCAAUGUCUUAUCUAUUCCGAAAUAUUGGUAUGGAUGAUUGAAAUGGUGUUCCCUAAUGGCCAUCGAGGUCUACCUUUACUUAACUUGCUGGAAAGGUAUCGUGAUUCGCUGGUACAAAAUCAUUAUUUUCUACGAAAAGAGGUCAACAUUUGUAAAGUGAAUUUUUAGGAAACGAUGCAGAACAUAGAAACUGCUUAGCAAAGAAGUCUGAAAUAUUUUGUAAAAGCUAAGUAAGACUAAAUUCCCUCAUUGUUUUAGUUGCUUGCGUAUUUAGGAGUAUUGUGAUAGGAUUUACCCAUCACAGUCUUAAAAUUGCUCUUGAAGAUUACCUUCUCCAAGCUAACAUGGCAGCACAGGAAAGAAUAUCAAAUAUAACCAUCUGAAAUAACCAAUCUGGAUAGUGUUCAUUUCUACUGUUGCUCCAGUGACUGUACUUAAAAAGUACUUUUGGUUUUAAAGUGACACUGACAUUGAAAGAUGCUAUAUGAAUGAGAGUUAUUUCUAAUAUUUAAAGCUGAAAUUUGUUUUAAAGUUAACGUAUCAAUGUUGCAUUUGGUGAAUUAGUUGGAUAGUUUGAAUCAUUUGGUAUUAAUUUUCUGUAUAAGGAAGAAAAUUGGAUUGUUCCAUGUGGCGUUUGGCCCAUUUCUAAAAUUGAAUUUAAAAGCUAUUUUAAUAAAACAUUCCCCUAAGAU